CGGGCAGCCCGGUGCGGCUGCCCGGCAUCGCCGCCGGCGCCGCCGCGCGCGGGGGCCCGCCGCCCUCGGGCGCCUCGCGCUGUCGCCUGGCGGUGACCGUGCUUUCGAAGGUGGAGGGCGCCGAGCUGGCCAUCCACCUCACCGAGGGCGAGCUCGAGCAGGGCCCCCACUCGGCCGGCGCCGCCGUCUCGCUGCCGAGGGGCCGCCCCCAGCUGCUGGAGCUCCGCUCCGCAGGCGCCAUCGCGGGGGAGCUGCGCGUCAGCGGGGCCCCGCCCGUGCCGUUCGGCGUGCAGGUGAGGCUGGGCCGGCAGGAGCGCGUGAACUUCGUGCAGAAUGAGUGGCGGCAGCGCACGGUCGUCUCGCAGG
This is a messenger RNA of Prorocentrum cordatum, 366 nucleotides long. NCBI's taxonomy places the organism in Eukaryota, Dinophyceae, Prorocentrales, Prorocentraceae. The record is from the annotation of a GenBank genome assembly.